Molecule: messenger RNA, 2193 nt
Organism: Macroventuria anomochaeta
Lineage: Eukaryota; Fungi; Ascomycota; Dothideomycetes; Pleosporales; Didymellaceae
Exons: 7
Coding region: 1-2193 (730 amino acids)
Biological process (GO): endocytosis; negative regulation of protein kinase activity; eisosome assembly
Cellular component (GO): plasma membrane; eisosome filament; SAM complex
Molecular function (GO): lipid binding
Source: RefSeq, a predicted model, not a curated record
AUGGCGUUGGAGCUUCAUGUAUGGGGUCCAGCCUUUGGGCUACCCUCAAUUGACCCUGAAUGUAUAGCUACCGUUACUUACUGCCAGCGGGUCCUUCCAGAAGGGCAAUGGAGCCUCGUUGCAAGCUAUGACAAGUCAGUCGGCUUGAUGGAGAGCCUACCAAUUCUUUUCGAUGGUGGAAUUGCAACGGCGACAGGGUUUGAGGACAUUGUCUCCUAUCUGCGCAACCACACUGCAGUCAGUGAAGACCUCGACGCAAAUCUGAGCAGUCAGCAACAGAACGACCGAACCGCAUACUCUACCUUCCUUCGAUCGACAGCCACUCCCCUUAUCGACCUCUCACUCUUCGUCUCAGCAGAGAACUACAACACCACUACCUCUUCUGCAUACACAGCGAUUCUGCCAUGGUACGCCAACUAUACCGUACCACCCAAACGGCGAGAUCUGGCAAGGAUACGGACAGCACACAUGGGUCUGGAUAGCUUGGACGUAGAUACAAGAGCCGAGGAAGGCGCAGCCCCCGGCCGAGGCACCGCAUCGGCAGAGUUCGAGGCUGCAAAACGAGCUGCAGGGCUGCCGACCGACAGUCAGCCAAGUGUAAUGAGCAUGGGACGUGGUAAGGGCAUUGGGGGCUUCCUGGGUACACAAAAGUAUGCUGCGCGGUUCAGGCUCGAUGCUGUAUCGAACGAGCUGCUAGAGCCAUUGUCAGAUCUUCUUGGAGAAAAUGAGUAUCUACUCGGUAUAGCGCAGCCUUCCAGUCUCGAUUGUCUGGCAUUUGGCUACUUAGCACUGAUGCUAUUUCCGGCUGUACCAGAAGCAUGGCUCAAGGAGACAAUAACUACGAAGUUUUCAAGGCUCGCUACAUACGUUAGCAAGUUGCGCAAAGAUAUCCUCGCCGACGAAGAUGUAAGCGCAGCUCAGGUGUGGGCCAUUACCGCUGGUUCAGCGCCUUCAGCAACAGAGAGGCCGCAGGGCGUGCUCCUGCCGUGGACGACCGGAUCGCAAAGCUUCACAUCACACACAUUCACCGGCGUUCGAGAAGUCAUUGGGAAUAUCCCAGUGCUGUCGUCACUCCUGAAACGAGAGGUCGUUUCGCCUGCAGAACCAUCACCAUCGUCCAGCCGCAUCGUUUCCGAACUUCCUUCGCCAUUAUUCGUCAAUACUCUGCUCGGCUUUACCGCUGCAGCGUCGCAGAUCCAGAACCCCCCUCCUCCCUCGUCCUCGACGAAGAGCGGGCGCUUCUUUGGCAAGGCUAACAUUGGCCACACUUUCCGCCACAAGUCUGCUGGCGCUUUCGGACCCGACCUUGCGAAGAAGCUCUCACAGUUGGUGAAGAUGGAGAAGAACGUCAUGCGCAGCAUGGAGCUCGUAUCCAGGGAGCGUAUGGAGGUCGCCCAACAACUGUCCAUCUGGGGAGAGGCAUGUGACGACGACGUUUCUGAUGUUACAGACAAGCUCGGCGUCCUGAUCUACGAGAUUGGUGAGCUUGAGGACCAGUAUGUCGACCGCUACGACCAGUACCGUGUCACCAUCAAGAGUAUCCGUAACAUCGAGGCUUCUGUCCAGCCCAGCCGUGACCGCAAGCAGAAGAUCACCGACCAGAUCGCUCAGUUGAAGUACAAGGAGCCCAACUCCCCCAAGAUUGUUGUUCUUGAGCAGGAGCUUGUGCGCGCUGAGGCCGAAUCCCUCGUUGCUGAGGCCCAGUUGUCCAACAUUACCCGUGAGAAGCUCAAGGCUGCUUUCACCUACCAGUUUGAUGCCAUGCGUGAGCACUGCGAGAAGCUUGCCAUCAUCGCCGGCUACGGAAAGCACCUUCUCGAGCUCAUCGACGACACCCCUGUCACCCCUGGUGAGACUCGCCAAGCAUACGACGGAUACGAGACCUCGAAGGCCAUCAUCCAGGACUGCGAAGACUCACUCACCAACUGGGUUGAGCAGAACGCCUCUGUCUCCUCCAAGCUCUCCACCCGCUCCCGCACCCUCUCCCAGCGCCGCCGCAACCGCAGCCAGCACACUGGCGAGCCUGUCGACCUGUCUGGUCAGGACCAGCCCCUUGACAGCCGCGAGUCUGGCUUGUGGAUCCCUGCUUCUGAACACCGAGGUAACGGCUACGAUGACGAGGAGAUUGAUGAGGCUGGUUCCACCAUCGCCAGCGAACACCGUGGUCGCGAGGAGGAGAGGAUUGCCACAUAA